Molecule: messenger RNA, 1332 nt
Organism: Plasmodium fragile
Lineage: Eukaryota; Apicomplexa; Aconoidasida; Haemosporida; Plasmodiidae
Product: 18S rRNA biogenesis protein RCL1
Exons: 1
Coding region: 1-1332 (443 amino acids)
Biological process (GO): endonucleolytic cleavage of tricistronic rRNA transcript (SSU-rRNA, 5.8S rRNA, LSU-rRNA); ribosome biogenesis
Cellular component (GO): nucleolus
Molecular function (GO): RNA endonuclease activity
Source: RefSeq, a predicted model, not a curated record
AUGGAAUUCACAGGGAGUAACUUCCUGCGGUUCAGACUAGCUUUGAGCAUGAUCAGCGGGAAAGCCAUAACCAUUAAAAAUAUUAGGACAAGGAAAAAACAAAAAACAUCCGGGACAGAUGACCACCAGGGUGAUGGAGUGGAGAAGGAAGGUCUGCGGGAGUACGAAGCCAAGCUGCUAAAGCUGAUCGACAAGUUAUGUGACGAUACAACGAUUAAGAUCAAUGAGGAAGGAGAUGAGUUAUAUUUCAAACCAGGAUUUUUAAUGGGGAAUGUAAAUGAUGAAGUGAGGAUAAGUGAUUUAGACAAUACUUUUCACUGUGGAAAAGAAAGAAGCAUCACAUACUUUCUUGAGUUCCUCCUUAUGGUAACUCCAUUUUUUAAAAACCCCGUCAAAUUGACAUUAAAAGGAAUAACCGAUGAUUCUAUUGAUACAAGUGUUCAUACAUGUAAAGUUGUGAGCGAACACUUUUUUAAAAAUAUUUUAAAAUUGGACGAUUAUUUUUUAAAUAUUAAAAUUGUAAAAAGAGGAAUAAAGUCUGACUGUUCAGGUGAAGUUUUGUUUUUUAUGGACAACCUCAAGACAGUAGAACCGUUGGAUAUGAAUGAUCCUGGAGUGGUUAAAAAAAUAACGGGGACAAUUGUUUGCAAUAAAAUAUCUCCUGUGUUUAGAAACAAGUUGAUGAAUUUCGCUAAGAAGAAUUUGCUCAACUUUACUCCAUAUGUCAGCAUAGAAGUGGAGGAUGCCAAGGUUAAAAAUUUCAAUUCGCAAAAUCAUUUUAUUUCGUUUUCCUUGUUUGCCCAUACGAAGAAUAAGUGCAUGUAUGCCACGGACCUGUGCGUAGACGAGUUUUUCUUGAGGCACGCCCGUGGCGUUCUAUGCAGCGGGGGGGGAAGCGGCGAGAUGGAUGAUCAAGACGAAUCAAUGAGUGAGGAAGCAACGGACGACGAAGAAACAAACAAACCCCAGAGGAGCAGCCGCACCGCCGAGUUAGACAAACAGAAUAAAACCCUGCAUGAUGCGGACAUAUACGAGCGGCUGGGAUUUUUUAUAGCCCUUAAGAUGAUGAACGAAAUAAAAGGGCUUCCCUCGGUCGAUUCCAACUACCAGUGGCUGCCCCUCUUGUACAUGGCCCUGGGAAAUGACUUGGCUGUUUCAAAAAUUUCCUUGAGCAUUGUAAAGCCGUAUUCCAUUGCGCUAAUUAGAUUGCUGAGGGACUUUUUCAGCGUCGUGUUUGACAUUAAGAAAGUUGAAAAAUCCCCAGUGGACCACUCCUACCUGAUCAAGUGUGUGGGCAUAGGCUAUCGCAACAUUUCGAAGAAAACCUUUUAG